This is a messenger RNA of Folsomia candida, 745 nucleotides long. RefSeq lists its product as uncharacterized. The transcript is spliced from 4 exons. The record is from RefSeq and is a predicted model, not a curated record. Lineage: Eukaryota; Metazoa; Arthropoda; Collembola; Entomobryomorpha; Isotomidae. Bases 229 to 591 code for a protein of 120 amino acids.
CUCCAACUGAAAUGAAAUUCUCCACCCAAAUCCAUCCAGUCGUGCGCAGUAUCCUCCUGAGACAGGAGCUUAAGUUUUUUCCCAGAAUCUGGAAUCCACUUUCGAUUUCCGUUAGAACAUCGGGAGGAUGGAAAUGUCGGUUUUUAGCGGGCAAGAAGAAGGCCGAGGAAUGGCUGAUAUAAUUUCGUUGGAAAACGGCGUCUACGUUGUCGCUGCUUUGAAUGUGAAAUGACUCCAACCACGCGGCUUAUCGGGGCGGGAAUUCUUGGAGUCUACACCGUUCCAAUGAUGUACUUGCAUGGCAGGCUGUAUGCCGCAGUAGAAACGAAAGACGAGGAAUUUAUGACAACCUGGCUUCAAAUUCAAUCCGUCCUCCUCAUAUUCCGCGGCAUCGGCUACUCCACCACCCAACCGGCGCUCCUCCUCCCCGAAUUGGUCCAACUUUGGAUGGUUCACUCGUACCAAACGCAGUUGGAAAUCACAAAGCUGCAACAAAUCCGGACAAGCUCCUCUCCCGUUCCGAAGCAGAAGGUUCUUGGAUAUAAUCCAUAUGGAGUUGCAGCAGAAUUGUGGAAAAGUCAUAUGAAAUAAGAUGUCCCAUUUUUCUUUCAUGGUUUCGUCAGUUCAAUUAAUAAAUUUUGACAUGUAUUCUUCACUUUUGUGGAAUUCUUUUCUUUCGGAAAAUUCAAUCAGUAGGGGUAAGCAUUGUGCGUUGUGGGAUAUAAUUGGUUUUUAUCGUGUAGUA